AAAAUAUUCCAGAACUCGCUUGAGUUAGGAAAAAAAAAACGAGUUGCAUCUUGCAAGUUGCAAUAACCUCAAUCAAAUCUAUGCAUAAUUCUCUCUCUUCUAUUUCAAUAAAGCUCAAAUCCUUCCAGUUUUCCGCCAUGAAAACCAGGUAAGAAAUGAUAAACAUUACUUUACACCCCCAAAAAUACCUUAAUUUAACCCCUCAUUUAUCCCAUAAAAACAAAUAAUUUCCAACCCACUCAAUCAAAUUUCCCAGAUUUUGUUUCUCCUAGAUGGGAAAGUCACUGCCUUCAACUGCAGGACUCAAGAAUUUUGCCAGAAUAAUCACAUCAGAAAAAAUCUUCCCACCAAAACAAGUAAAACCCACAUCAAACAACAAAGUUUCUACUUCAAUUCCGAAAUCAGCAACAGAACCCACAAAAAUGUCCCGAGUUGACUCGGCCCAACUCAGCCUGAAGAUGGAGAACAGCUCAGUGAGUCGAACUCGGGUACCCUUAGCAGAGGUUGUCUCGGAUUGCGCGAGAAGGUGGUUCCAAGAUACACUUAAGGAGGCUAGAGAUGGUGACACUGCAAUGCAGGUUUUGGUGGGUCAAAUGUAUAAUAGUGGUUAUGGUGUUCCCAAAAACACUGAAAAGGGACGUACUUGGAUUACUAGAGCUUCUAAGAGCCGGUCUUCUGCAUGGAGAGUGAGCGAUAAACAGCCAGGAUAUAAUGCAAGUGACUCAGAGUCACAGGAUAUCAAAAAUGCCAGCUAAAGGCAUCUAUCUUGCAGGCAGAAUGAGUAUCACAUCUUGAUGGUCCUUUGCUUCCAUUUUGUAUGAAACAGAUAUAUAUCAUCUAACUAACAACGAUGUGGUGGAUUUCAUUAUGGAAAUAUGGUGGCAAGCACUUAAGCAUUUCCAAGAUCUGCAAUUUGUUUUUUUUCUAUCUUGUCGUUACAGUUGGUGUCAGACCAAAUAUAUAGUUUCUAUACAUGAUACUUUUUACUAAACUGUGCCAUUUGUUUCAUGAAGUUGCUCAGGGAUUGUGUCGUUUUCUAAUCUCAUCAGGUUCUGAUUAUUGAUUAGUUGUUUUGCACUGCUUGUAAUUUUACUCUUGUAGUCUUUCUCAAGCCUGCCACAUUUACAAUUCUUAAAUCUAUAAAGUGUCAAAUGUAAAUGUAUGUACUUAAAAUCCUAUGAAUCUUUUCUAUAGAGAAACUCUCCAUUGAAUAAAUUGAGGUUUUAUUUCAUUA
Beta vulgaris subsp. vulgaris (sugar beet) is the source of this 1234-nucleotide messenger RNA. RefSeq lists its product as hypothetical. Gene Ontology annotation, molecular function: protein binding. The transcript is spliced from 4 exons. Bases 273 to 755 code for a protein of 160 amino acids. The record is from RefSeq and is a predicted model, not a curated record. Lineage: Eukaryota; Viridiplantae; Streptophyta; Magnoliopsida; Caryophyllales; Amaranthaceae.